AAACUCAGUCUUGAAUUAAAGAGCCGACGUCAUAGCUGAAGUAGCUACACAUACCCCAUAUACAAUUGGACCAAAAUGUGGAUGUUGAAAAGGUUUCCUGACAAUACUGAAAGUGUCAUGAGAGUGUACCACAUUUGAUUCGGCUGAUUGGUAGGAAUCGUCAUCAUCAUCAUGGUUCAACCAUCCUCCAUUGGAGGUUCUCCUACCAGAAAGGUCCAAACCUCGUUUUUCCACUAUAUCUCGAGUGAGGUGACACGGGGGUAUGAGUUGGAGCACGAUGAGGCUCGCUACACGGCUCGUCGCCAGAAGAUGUACACGUUUAUGCGGAUUCCGCGAGAACUGGAGAAGUUCAUGUCGUACGGGUUCUUCCAGUGCUUGGAUUCCUUCCUCUUUGUGUUCACCUUCUUGCCCUUACGAUUCGUCUUGGCCUGUUUGGCCUUGCUAUGGCGGGUCCCCUUGGUUUGGCUGGGUGCUUUGAGGCCGUAUCAUGGUCGGAGUUUGUUCCCAGCUGAAAUCAUUGAUCUCCUCAAGGGCCUCAUCAUCGCGGUCUGUGUCUAUUCCAUGACGCACAUUGACACGUCGGUGAUGUAUCAUAUGAUCAAAAGCCAAUCUGUGAUCAAGCUAUAUCUGUUCUAUAAUAUGCUAGAGGUUGGAGACCGCCUCUUUUCCGCUUUUGGGCAGGACACGAUCGACGCCUUGUUUUGGACAGCCACGGAACCUCGGAAUAGGAAACGAGAGACCAUCGGAGUGAUUCCCCAUUUCCUUCUCACCGUCACUUACGUGUUUCUACACACUCUAUUGAUCUUACUUCAAGCAACCACCUUGAACGUGGCUUUGAAUGCUUCCAACAAGGCUCUGCUGGCGAUCAUGAUGUCCAAUAAUUUUGUGGAACUCAAGGCGAGUGUGUUUAAGAAAUUCGACAAAAAUAACUUGUUCCAAGUUUCUUGCUCGGAUGUCAGGGAGAGGUUCCAUCUCUUCGCUCUCUUAUUUGUCGUGGUGGUUCAAACGAUGAAGGAGUACGGAUGGCGAGAAGAAAGUUUUUGGUCCAUGGCCCCAGAUUGUUUGACUGUUCUCAUGGCUGAGUUCAUCGUUGAUUGGCUCAAACAUGCUUUUAUAACUCGCUUCAACGAAGUGUCAGCCGAGGUCUACAAGGAUUAUACCAUAUCUUUGGCUUACGACCUUGCCCAAACGAAGCAAAAGCACGCUCUGUCGGACCAUUCGGAUCUGGUGUCGAGGCGAAUGGGUUUCAUGCCCCUUCCACUAGGCGUGGUCAUGAUCCGUGUGAUUUGGACCUCAAUCCGCUUCAAUGGUUGGGGUGCUGGAAUUGUGUUCGUCCUGGCCUAUUUAUGUUUGCUUACAUUCAGAAUCCUGGGCUCCAUCGUAAUUUUGGGAAAAGCCUGUGAUCUAAUCGACCAACAUCAAGCCAAGCAAAAAGAGACUCCCCUACCAUCAGCCACCACCACCACCACCACGACCUCAGCCUCAGCCUCAUCGUCGUCCACGGCGACUUCAGCCUCCACCCACCCAUCAUCGAAGCAGCAGGCACAAAAAGCUACGAGCGAGCAUCAUCAUCCUCUGGCGGCAAAUAAUGACAAAGCGGCAAGAAGGAAGGACUCGGGGAUUUCGGUGACUCCAUUUGCUCCAGUGAUGCCUCAGUCUCAAGUGGAUCAGUUGGCUCAGAAUGUACUUCAAACCAAUGGAAGGGAAGGUAAUCAGUCUGAUAAGGACACUGGAGAAGCCUCCCUCGUGUCAUCAGUCUUGGUCCCGAAGGUGCACGACACGAAUAUUGGAGUCAACACACUUAAAGCGAAAAAGAAUGACUCCUCCGGGGAACCCCAAAGAGCCAGAGAUGGAAAAAUAACCUUGGCUUCCACUCCAUUGGGUCCUCCAUCUUGCUCGUCUUCAUUAUCGUCUUCCUCCUCGUCCUCGUCCAUUUCGUCGUCGUCAGUCCUGGCAAAUAAAGAUUCCAAAUUGAAUAAGGCAGGACCAUUCUCUGCGGCCGGUGUGGCGAGAGAUCAUGAAAACCCCAAAAUAACAACUCCACACAAGACCCAUGACGAUGGAAUGCUUGAUGAGCGGGUGGAUAAUGCACAGAUCUGGAGCCAGGGUUCUCAAAGUGGUACUCUCACUCCGACCACCUUGUCUGAAAGCAGGUUCUCGGGUGGAUUGUCUGGUAGCCACUUGUUACCAGAUCUCCUCACAUCAACAUCCCAAGGAACAACCGUCCCAACUUCAGCCGUCACCCAGGGAAGACGAGAGACCGCGUUGUUGAUGCAAAAGGCCACAUUAACAAGAGUUUCUGAUCAAGAGGGAUCGACUCUGCAGCCCUCAAACAGUAGCUGUGGUAGUGGUGCCAAUAGUGUUGUUCAGACGCUUAGUGCUGCCGAGGGGCUCCAACACGGCCAGUUGAAAGAAAAUAACCACAAGGGAGAACAGAGAGGCCAUCUGCCACAAUCGAUUGAGAAGAAGAACAAUGACAAUGGGGACACGAAAUUGGGCCUGAUGCAGACAUCUGUUGAUACCCAGUCGGGUGAUGGAACAUCAUCAAGAUGUUGUCCUGGCCUGUCGAGGGUCGAGGUCGUUAGCAAUGGGAACAGUCAAGCCACAUGGAGCGGCAGCCACACUAACACCAUCAGUGAGAAGCAAUUGUCAGAAAUUGGUUGGGGGGACUCGGGGGUCGUCCAAGCCAAAGGUCAUUGUGUGGAUGGAAAUGGCAAUCCAAAUGCCAAAUUGAAACCCAUUAGCGGCCCAAACUCUGUGAGUGAUGAGAGUACAUUCAUGUCGACAGAGAAAUGCUCCCAUAAAGUUGAUGGUCCCCAUCAGGGCGAAACGACUUCUGCCAUGCCUUGUGGCGUGGAAACGUGCUGGAGCUAUGGCCGUAAUGCCCCUGAUUCUUUCCGACAGCAUUCCAAUCACCGGGUUCGUACCUCAACCGUCUGCACCACAGGAGACAUUGAUCUCCCGCACUCCUCCAUUGUUUCCUUCUCGUCCAAUGAGGAAGCCUCGGAAGGGUCAUGCUGCUCACCCGGAGGGACCAAAGGCUGUGCAUCCUCCACCUCCAAUUCGUCGCCUCUUCGCUUACGAUCCCUCUCAUCACCUGAUUUUAUGAAGAAUGACCGUGUUUUUGACGCCGAGAGGGAUUGGCCCGUGGUCAUAGAUAGUGGGGAUGAGACCGAACACGUGGGAGACGCGGAGGAUCAUAUGAUGCUCCAAGAAGCACACGAGGUUCACACACAAACUGCGUCAUUGCUUUCGGCCGUGGCCACUUUGGUUCAGUCGGCGAGCAAUCGGGGGAGUCGACACAAUUCGUCCGAUGAUUGUCCUGCCUUGCGGCAACGUCUGUCCUCGGGUGAGACUUCUGCUUCAAUAAUCCAACUGGAUAUGGAGAGAUCCAGUUCAGAUGGAAAGGGAAACCCUGCCUAGAGAAUUGGUCUUGCCAAAUGCACACUGCGAAAGCUGGUGGGUUUGAGCCAAUUUUCUUAUCCCCCCCGCAUCCAACUCCACCUUCUCUCCUCGCCGUUUUGAGAUCAAAUGGGUAGGUUUAUAUUUGCAUUUCGAUUAUCGGAUUAUUGGCAAAAUCUUGACAAAAAUAUCCUCCCCGCCCCAUUACCACUUCAUUUAGGCUCCCAUUUAUUACUACACCUUCACUUCCAUCACCUUUCACGAAGAAGUCCUUUGGAGAGCAACAACACCCUUCAAAUUUUGCUUGUUCAGCUCCUCAGAUCUGUCCGAAGAGACUGUUGGCAGGAACGGAAACUGCAAAAAGUAUCUGCGAUAUUUUAGGAGCCCUUUUUGCCUUGGUUUCUUUCUUGUUGGGGCUCCGUACCCCGAUGCUGCUGGCCCAUAAAGCGUAGAAAUAACCAUUCCCAAAGCAACAGUAUUGCGCUAUUUGCCAUUGUGAAAGCCUAUUGAAUGCACUGGUGUAGAAAACUUGAUGAAAAUGCAAUACGAAUCACAAGCCUCUCGGACCUUGGACCCUGUUUAGGAGAUAUUUAGGGUUUGAGGAAAUACAGGACCCCACUUCGAUUCUUGAGGUUCUUGUCACUUAUAUCCUGAUCCGGUGUGGAAAUAUGAGUACGUUAUUGGUUCUUCUAUUUUGGAGCUUGUAUUUCAUUGUUAUGCUGGUAUUACAUCUGGAUUUAAGUAUGUGUAAUGAAAUAUCAUCUACGAUCCAA
This is a messenger RNA of Tigriopus californicus, 4175 nucleotides long. RefSeq names its product serine-rich adhesin for platelets-like. The record is from RefSeq and is a predicted model, not a curated record. The coding region runs from base 172 to 3423 and encodes 1083 amino acids. Lineage: Eukaryota; Metazoa; Arthropoda; Copepoda; Harpacticoida; Harpacticidae. Gene Ontology annotation, cellular component: ciliary basal body; endoplasmic reticulum membrane. The transcript has 8 exons. Gene Ontology annotation, biological process: maintenance of protein localization in endoplasmic reticulum; positive regulation of cilium assembly.